Castor canadensis (American beaver) is the source of this 2916-nucleotide messenger RNA. RefSeq names its product dermatan sulfate epimerase (gene Dse). Gene Ontology annotation, molecular function: chondroitin-glucuronate 5-epimerase activity. NCBI's taxonomy places the organism in Eukaryota, Metazoa, Chordata, Mammalia, Rodentia, Castoridae. The record is from RefSeq and is a predicted model, not a curated record.
UCUUUUGAAGAUGGUUUGGCUGCCUUGGAGAUUUGGAGAUCGGAUGCCACAAUGAGGACUCACACACGGGGGGCUCCCAGUGUGUUUUUCAUAUAUUUGCUCUGCUUUGUGUCAGCCUACAUCACCGACAACAACCCAGAAGUCAUGAUUCCUUUCACCAAUGCCAACUAUGACAGUCACCCGAUGCUGUACUUCUCCAAGGCAGAGGUGGCAGAACUCCAGCUCAGGGCCUCAGGCUCGCAUGAGCACAUUGCAGCCCGGCUCACUGAGGCUGUGCACACCAUGCUGUCCAGCCCCUUGGAGUACCUCCCUCCCUGGGAUCCUAAGGACUACAGUGCUCGCUGGAAUGAAAUCUAUGGAAACAACUUGGGUGCCUUGGCAAUGUUCUGUGUGCUGUAUCCUGAGAAUGUCGAAGCUCGAGAUAUGGCCAAAGACUACAUGGAGAGGAUGGCAGCGCAGCCUAGUUGGUUGGUGAAAGAUGCUCCUUGGGAUGAAGUCCCACUUGCUCACUCCCUGGUAGGUUUUGCCACUGCUUAUGACUUCUUGUACAACUACCUGAGCAAGACACAACAGGAGAAGUUUCUUGAAGUGAUUGCCAAUGCCUCAGGAUAUAUGUAUGAAACUUCAUACAGGAGAGGAUGAUUUCAGUACCUGCACAAUCACCAGCCCACCAACUGCAUGGCUUUACUCACAGGAAGCCUAGUUCUGAUGAAUCAAGGGUACCUUCAAGAGGCCUACUUGUGGACCAAACAAGUUCUGACCAUCAUGGAGAAAUCUCUGGUCUUACUCCGAGAGGUGACGGAUGGCUCCCUCUAUGAAGGAGUUGCCUAUGGCAGCUACACCACUAGAUCCCUCUUCCAGUACAUGUUUCUUGUUCAGAGACAUUUUGACAUCAACCACUUUGGCCACCCAUGGCUUAAACAACACUUUGCAUUUAUGUAUAGAACCAUCUUGCCAGGAUUUCAAAGAACUGUGGCAAUUGCAGACUCAAAUUACAACUGGUUUUAUGGUCCAGAAAGCCAAUUAGUGUUCCUGGAUAAAUUUGUCAUGCGUAAUGGCAGUGGAAACUGGCUGGCUGACCAAAUCAGAAGGAACCGUGUGGUAGAAGGUCCAGGAACACCAUCCAAAGGGCAGCGCUGGUGCACUCUGCACACAGAAUUUCUCUGGUACGAUGCAAGCUUGAAAUCAGUGCCUCCUCCAGAUUUUGGUACCCCUACAUUGCAUUAUUUUGAAGACUGGGGUGUUGUGACUUACGGAAGUGCACUACCUGCAGAAAUCAAUAGAUCUUUCCUUUCCUUCAAGUCAGGAAAACUUGGGGGACGUGCAAUAUAUGACAUUGUCCACAGGAACAAAUACAAGGAUUGGAUCAAAGGAUGGAGAAAUUUUAAUGCAGGACAUGAACAUCCUGAUCAAAACUCAUUUACUUUUGCUCCUAAUGGCGUGCCUUUCAUUACUGAGGCUCUCUAUGGGCAGUAUACCUUCUUCAACAACGUUCUCAUGUUUUCCCCAGCCGUGUCGAAGAGCUGCUUUUCUCCCUGGGAGGGUCAGGUCACAGAAGAUUGCUCAUCAAAGUGGUCAAAAUACAAGCAUGACCUGGCAGCUAGCUGUCAGGGGAGAGUGGUUGCAGCAGUGGAGAAAGAUGGGGUGGUUUUUAUCCAAGGAGAAGGUGUGGGAGCUUAUAACCAGCUCAACCUGAAGAACAUUCAGAGGAAUCUUAUCCUCCUGCACCCACAACUGCUCCUCCUCGUGGACCAAAUACACCUGGGAGAGGAGAGCCCCCUGCAGACAGCAGCAAGUUUCUUCCACAAUGUGGAUGUUCCUUUUGAGGAGACAGUGGUGGAUGGCGUCCAUGGGGCUUUCAUCAGGCAGCGAGAUGGUCUCUAUAAAAUGUACUGGAUGGAUGAUACUGGCUACAGUGAGAAAGCAACCUUUGCCUCAGUGACAUACCCUCGGGGCUAUCCCUACAAUGGGACAAACUAUGUGAAUGUUACUAUGCACCUCCGAAGUCCCAUCACCAGGGCAGCUUACCUCUUUAUAGGGCCAUCUGUAGAUGUUCAGAGCUUCAGCAUCCAUGGAGACUCUCAGCAACUGGAUGUGUUCAUAGCCACCACUGAACAUGCCUAUGCAGUUUACCUGUGGACAGGUGAGACCACAGGACAGUCUGCCUUUGCACAGGUCAUUGCAGAUCAUCAGAAGAUUCUGUUUGACCAGAAUUCAGCCAUCAAGAGCACCACUAUCCCUGAGGUGAAGGACUAUGCUGCUAUUGUGGAACAGAACCUGCAGCAUUUUAAGCCAGUGUUCCAGCUGCUGGAGAAGCAGAUCCUGUCCCGAGUCCGGAAUACAGCCAGCUUUAGGAAGACUGCUGAGCGCCUGCUGAGAUUUUCAGAUAAGAGACAGACUGAGGAGGCCAUUGACAGGAUUUUUGCCAUAUCACAGCAGCAGCAGCAAAGCAAGUCAAAGAAAAAUAGGAGGGCUGGAAAACGCUAUAAAUUUGUGGAUGCUGUCCCUGAUAUUUUUGCACAGAUUGAAGUCAAUGAGAAAAAGGUUCGACAGAAGGCUCAAAUUUUGGCACAGAAAGAACUACCCAUAGAUGAAGAUGAAGAAAUGAAAGACCUUUUAGACUUUGUAGAUGUAACAUAUGAAAAACAUAAAAAUGGGGGCUUGAUAAAAGGCCGGUUUGGACAGUCACAGAUAGUGACAGCUACUCACAGCAAAGCCCCGUCACUGUCUGCUUCAUACACCAGACUUUUCUUGAUUUUGAACAUUGCAAUUUUCUUUGUCAUGUUGGCAAUGCAACUGACUUAUUUCCAGAGGGCCCAGAGCCUACAUGGCCAAAGAUGUCUUUAUGCAGUCCUUCUAAUAGAUAGCUGUAUUUUAUUGUGGUUGUACUCAUCUUGUUCCCAAUCACAGUGUUAG